CCAUCCAUCUGCUUCGUUUCGUCCGUUCUCCGCCAUCCGGCCAUCCUCUCCCACCCGGCCACCCCGCGAGGGAGGCCGCAAGCGAACAAACAAGAGGCGCCGUGCAGCGCAGCCCUGCCACAUCAAGCCCGGAAAAAGGAGGCGCCGCGCGAGUGCAAACAAACCAAGGAGGAGAAGAUUCUCAUCUCACUUCGCCGCUUCGGUGGGUGAGGGCGACCUCCCAUCAACAGCAACACCACCCCACCCCACGCCACCCCCGGCCGGCGAGAUCAGUGUCGCGCACGCGCCGCGCCCCGCACGUUAUAAUCCCCAGCACCCCACUCGGCCUCGGUUCGCUCGCUCGGCGUCAGCACCGUUUCGUCUCGUUUCCCCAUCACCCCAAACCCCCAGAGCGUCAUGGCGCGGCGUGCCGCGAGCGCGAGGGUUUGAGCGAGGUUUCAGCCGAGCGUUUAUCUGGCCUGCGGAUCGUUCGAUCGGUCGAUCGGGGGCGAGCGAAAGCGAUGGGGUGCAAGGGGUCCAAGCUGGACGAGCAGGAGGCGGUGGCGCUGUGCCGGGGCCGCGCCGACCUGCUCGCGGCCGCCGCGCGCCACCGCUACGCGCUCGCCGACUCCCACGACGCGCUCGCGGAAUCCCUCGCGUCCGCCGCCGCCGCGCUCCACCUCCUCAUGACGGCGCCCCAGCCGCGGCUCGCGCUCCCCGCAGCGCGCAAGGGCGCGGACGCGCCGCCGCCGCCGCCCACGGCCGCCGCCUCGCCGCCGCACUCCUCGUCGCACAUCAACUUCGCGCCCUCCUCCGACUCUGAGUCCGGCUCCGUGUCCUCCUCGCCUCCCCGCCGCCUCGCCGGCCACGACCCGCUCCACCCGCACCCGCUCCCGUACCCGCAUUACGGGUACGCCGGCUACGGCUACGCGCCGGAGCCCACGUACGGUGGGUACCCGCCGCCGGGGUCGCUGCGGCUCUACUACGCGAGGAGCCGCCCGCCCCCGGCCUCCGUCGCCGUCGAGCAGCGCGCGGUGGCGUCGGAGCGCGUGUACUACGGCUCCUUCGAGCCGCCGGCGGCCGGUGGGUACCCGCAGUACCACUCGUACGGCGGCGAACCCGCGGCGCCGGCGGCUGGCAGGGCCCCCCCGCCGCCGCCGUCGCCGCCGAGGUCGAGCUCGUGGGACUUCUUCAACGUGUUCGGCGACUACGACGUCUACGAUAACUACUGCUACGAUGCUGGCGGCAUGGGGGCCGCGGCGGCGGCGUCGGCGUACACGCCGAGCCGGAGCUCGCGGGAGGUGCGGGAGGAGGAGGGCAUCCCGGAGCUCGAGGAGGACGACGCCGUCGUCAAGCAGGUGGCGGGCGAGCACUCCGCGCCCGGGAGCGGCGCACGCAGCCGGCGCAGCUCGCUCGGCGGCGUCAGCAGCAGCAUUGCCGAGGUCGACGAAGAGGAGAAUUCUGUCGUCGAUAAGGAGGUGAUUGGCGGGGGCAGCGUGGCGCGACACCAGGCGCCGCCGCAGCGUAACGUUGCGGCAUCUGCGCCGACUCCUCGGAGGACCGUUGACAGUUCAGACGUUGCCGGCGAGAUCAAAGCGCAGUUUGUUCGAGCUGCAGAUGCUGUCAGGGCGCUUUCACCGAUUCUUGAGGUCGGUAGGCGGAGGUACAAUCACCGGAGCUCAGUGUACCAUGUUUCAUCUCGUAUGGUGUCAGCGAUUGCCUUGCCGCAUUCGGACAUUGGAGGCGUCGGGCUCUUGGAUGUUGGAGGUGAGAAGGUGUCGGGUGGAAGGAGCCUGUCUUUGACACUGCAGAAGCUCUAUAUCUGGGAGAAGAAAUUGUAUGAUGAGGUUAAGGCUGAAGAGAAAAUGCGUCUGCUGCUUGCGAAGAAUGCAAAGCGGCUUAAGUUCAUGGAUCAGAAAGGUGCUGAAGCUCAGAAGAUCGACACGACCCGAAAUAUGGUCAGAAAACUAUCAACAAAAAUAAGAAUAUCUGUAAGAGUGAUUGCUAAAGUUUCCAAAAAGAUAAACAGAGUAAGGGAUGAGGAAUUGUGGCCACAAAUUAAUGCCUUAAUCCAAGGGUUUGUGAGAAUGUGGCGAGACAAGUUGGACUGCUACCAGAUACAGUGUCAAGUGAUGUCAGAGGCGAAAAACCUGGAUUCAGUUGUCCCCGACGGAAGCAGUCGAGAUUUGGCAUUGGAGCUUGAACUAGAGUUGAUGAAAUGGAUUGUCAAUUUUUCCUCCUGGGUGAAUGAACAGAGAAGCUUUAUAAAGGCGCUGAAUGGAUGGCUAUCACUUUGCCUUAACUACAAGGCUGAAGAGACAGUCGAUGGAGUUCCUCCUUAUUCGCCUGGAAGAGUGGGUGCUCCCCUUGUGUUUGUCAUCUGCAACAGCUGGUCUCAAGCCAUGGAUCGGUUUUCUGAGAAGGAAGUCAUUAUCUCAAUACAAGCUCUUGUGUCCAGUGUGCGCAAGCUGUCAGAGAAACAAAAUGUUGAACAAACAGAGCAGAUCAUUGCUACCCGGGAAAGAGAAAGAUGGAACAAGAUAUUGGAAAGGAAGACUGUGGAGAUCAACAAGGAGGCAGAUGUGCUGAACAAGAAGCUGGCCCUGGUACCAGGCCGGCACAGCCGGCUUCCAAGCGCACAAACAUACCAUGACCAUCUUCUUGACGCAAGCAGUUUGCAGACUAGCUUGCAGCGUGUUGUCCAAGCCCUAGAAAGCUUCGCCUCCAGCUCACUGCAAGCAUUCGAGCAGACCCUAAGACAUGCUGAAGAGGAAAGAUUGUCCAGAGAGAAUGCCAAAGUUUCAUAGCUUAGCAGCCUGAUGUUGCAUCUGACAGUGAAUGCCCUCAUCGAGUGGCAUUGAUGCAGAAUAUGCUGGGCGAAUGUUGCUCACGGAGAUUUUUUUGGUGGUGAAAUCCUGACUUCUGAGUUCACUAACAGAACCGAGGCUCGUCCAUGUAGUUUGGGUAAGAGUCUUAUCGUCGGUAUAACAUAGCAGCAGGUUCGUAUAGGUAAAAUGCCCGUUUUGGUGGUUGUAUGCUUACCGGUGCACUGAGUUUGUUGAUUUCCCUUCUUGCCCGAUGCCGGUAUAGUUGAAUCCUUUUGAGUGAGCAAUGUGGAAUGGGGAAGAGAACAAUAUGUUCAUGAAA
Setaria italica (foxtail millet) is the source of this 3126-nucleotide messenger RNA. RefSeq names its product nitrate regulatory gene2 protein. Lineage: Eukaryota; Viridiplantae; Streptophyta; Magnoliopsida; Poales; Poaceae. The coding region runs from base 501 to 2786 and encodes 761 amino acids. The record is from RefSeq and is a predicted model, not a curated record. The transcript has 4 exons.